AUGUACCGGAAUCCAUUCGCGGGCUACGUACCGGAAUGUGGUUGUUGGUUUUUGGGUCCUACUUCACAAAGAAAUCUUCUCCCUCAAGUUGAUCUUAAAGUUCAUUCCACCAUUCUCUCCGCCUCUUCUAGAACCACGUUGACUCAGACCUUUAUUAAUCCAACGCCAGGAGAACUGAAAGAUGUCAAGUACACUUUCCCUCUGGUUGAUGGCGUCAGUGCCGUGGAAUUCACAUGCGAGAUCGGAAAUCGAGUAAUACGUGGGAUCGUCAAGGAACGUGAGGAGGCGAAGGCGGAAUACCAAGAGGCCCUGAAGAAAGGGCAGAGAGCCGCCCUACUGGAACAAUCAGUCGCCGCGUCUGACACCUUUACCAGUAGCAUCGGAAGAAUCCCAGUGGAUUCAAAAGCGGUUGUGACGAUUACCUAUCUGGGCGAAUUGCAACACGAUGCUCAGGCUGACGGCAUCCGAUUCAGCAUUCCAAGCAUCAUCUGUCCCCGCUACGGCAUUAAUUUUGUCGAACCCCAUGAACGGAACGAGUUCUUGGUCGACCUUGUGCGGAAAGGCGCCAUUAACAUCACUGUGGAUGUUUCAGUGGAUCAAGGGUCGAUCAUCCGGAGACUCCAAUCUCCGAGUCAUCCAAUAGCGAUCACGCUAGGCCGGACAUCAGUUACUUCGCAAGAUGUAUUUGAAACAAACCUCGCUUCUGCAACGCUCACAAUACAGCAAGAGAAUGUCUUUCUCGACAAAGACUUUGUGCUGAUUGUCAACACAAAGGACCAGGAUAUUCCAAGUGGUUUCCUGGAAACACAUCCGAGCAUCCCUAACCAGCGAGCGCUUAUGGCAACUCUCGUUCCGAAAUUCAACAUCCCACCUAUUAGCCCGGAAAUUGUGUUUAUAAUCGAUCGAAGCGGGAGCAUGGAUGGAAAGAUUGGUACACUUCAAGCAGCAUUGAGAGUUUUUCUCAAGUCGCUUCCGGUUGGUGUCACGUUUAACAUCUGUUCUUUUGGCUCUUCGUACUCCUUCAUGUGGAAGAAGAGUCGGAGCUACGAUGAUUCCUCCCUCAAGGCAGCGUUGAAAUACGUAGAUUCAGUGGCUGCUGAUUUUGGAGGAACAGAAAUGCUCAAGCCAGUUAAGGCCACGGUGGAGAACCGGUUCAAGGAUUUGGAUUUGGAAGUUCUGCUGCUCACUGAUGGAGCCAUUUGGGACCAGGAAACACUCUUUAAGUACAUUCACAAGGCAGCGUCGGAUAAACCUAUUCGCUUCUUUACUCUGGGCAUCGGGGAUGGUGCUUCUCACUCCCUCAUCGAGGGCAUCGCAAAAGCUGGGAAUGGGUUCGCUCAAUUUGUCAAUGACAAUGAACCACUCGAUAGAAAAGUGGUUCGCAUGCUCAAAGGAGCACUGACUCCACAUAUUAAAGACUAUACUGCUGAAGUGGCGUUUGAGAGUGAUGAUAGCGAGGAAUUCGAGAUUAUCGAAAAAUCGAAUGAAACUCCCACUGGAGACAACUUUCGUCUACCGCAAAGACCUUCUGGAGACACCAUGGACGUGGAUUCCCAGGGACAGGAUACGAAGGAGCCAAUCUCUUUGUUUGACCCUUCUUACAAGGAACCUGCUAUCCAGUCGUACAGCGUCCCAGUUGAUGCAAAUCUUCCUAAGCUUCAGUCUCCCAAGCUGCUCCAAGCACCGUACAAAAUACCCUCUCUCUACCCAUUCAAUAGAACCACAGUUUAUUUUCUACUUUCGCCGGAUGCUCCUAGUUCAACACCUAAAGCACUGAUUCUCAAGGGCAACUCAAAGCAUGGUCCUUUAAUGUUGAGAAUCCCAAUUGAAGAUGUUGGCCAGGGAUUAAAUAUCCAUCAACUGGCCGCCCGGAAGAUAACGCGCGAGCUAGAAGACGGUCGAGGCUGGAUAUACCAUGCGAAGAACUCGAAGGGACAAUUGAUAAUGGACGAGAAUGCAAGCAAAAAGGAUGCUAUUGUGAAACGAGAGGCAGUCCGUCUUGGACUUCAGUUCCAAGUCUCUGGGAAAUAUUGCUCCUUCGUUGCCGUUGAGUCGACCAGUGAUGGGGAAGCGGCAUGUCCAAAGAAAGACACGGUGUUAACCCCAGACGACAUUGACUACCGGUUUCCACCGGAUAAGGAAUAUAAUAAAAUUAGGGCAUGCGCUCAGAAUACCUACAAUUAUUCAGUACUCCAGGGACAAGUCCAAGUGCACGGUGGUGGUUUGCUAGGUGCUGUUGGUUCUGUUGGCUCUGCUCCUCGUGGUGGAGGCAU
Molecule: messenger RNA, 2273 nt
Organism: Paracoccidioides lutzii Pb01
Product: von Willebrand domain-containing protein
Exons: 1
Source: RefSeq, a predicted model, not a curated record